Schistosoma haematobium is the source of this 5155-nucleotide messenger RNA. Its product is annotated as Indoleamine 2,3-dioxygenase 1, variant 3. The transcript is spliced from 6 exons. Gene Ontology annotation, molecular function: heme binding; L-tryptophan 2,3-dioxygenase activity; metal ion binding. Gene Ontology annotation, cellular component: cytoplasm. The record is from RefSeq and is a predicted model, not a curated record. Gene Ontology annotation, biological process: 'de novo' NAD+ biosynthetic process from L-tryptophan. The coding region runs from base 4768 to 5073 and encodes 101 amino acids. NCBI's taxonomy places the organism in Eukaryota, Metazoa, Platyhelminthes, Trematoda, Strigeidida, Schistosomatidae.
GAAUCGUCUUGUUCAGGAUUGGUUAGCUAGAUGUAGUUGUUGAUGACCAAAUUAAAAUUCGAAUGUACCACUUACAAUGUCAAACUGCAACCUACUAAGCUACAGAAUCCAAACAACUAUUGACUUUCCAAUCAAUAUGAAGUUGUUUUAGAAUGGUGUGUAUUUCUCUGUUGUUGAUAAUAAGGACAGUAACUGUUGAAUCUCUGUGGAGUGAACGUACAUGGUGGACGGUUUGACAAUAUGUAACUGUUCAACCAAAUGUUUUAUUAUAGAUAUGUUGGAGUAAUCAUUGAAAUUAAGAUUUUAAAACGCAAAUCUCUGCAUAGAUUUAUGAACUUAUUUAUAACCAAGUAUUUCAUUAAAUGUUCCACGUAGAUAUUCAUCUCCAUACUUGUUCUUGCUCUAAAUAUGAUUUCAGUCAUUACCAGUACAAAUCGCUAAACCACUAUUACAAGUUUCUGAUAGACUUGGUAUACAGCCCAUACUGACCAAUGAAGAUCUAGUCAUAUCCAAUUGUAUUCCUUCAACUUUGCCAACAGAAGAACAAAGUUUGAGGUAUUCAUUUAUUUGACCACAUUAAUAUGGUAUAUUGUGAUGUAUUCAGUUAGUACUACACUGGUAACUCAAUCAGGUUUUAGUCAAUAAUUCAUUUAAAUUGAUUAGGUUUUUGGUUGCGGUCAUAGAUCGUUCGGUUUUAGACUCCGAUUGAAAGCCUGGAAGCAGUGGAUGUUUGUCUUGUCCAAUUAUGAGACUCUUGAACAGUGCAUAUUCACGAUACGGCACCAGACGGACUUGAACUGAUUUCGAAUGAAAAUAGAAUACAAGAAAAUUGGAUUUGAUUGAAAAUUGCUUUUUGGUUGAUUGACAACAGUAGAUCAUUUGCAUACAUCACUUCACCUAUUAGGAAUUACAGCUUUAUUUUUGAAGAACAUACAUCAAGUUUUGACACAUGUUCCGUCACUCACUGUAGCGUCGCUCUUGUACUGAUAAAUAAAAUUCCAGAGACGUAAUUUAGUAAUGUCAAGUUUCGCCAACAUUUCACUAUCGAAACAACACUUAUCAUGUCCAUCCUAAUUGCAUGUUUUUCUCCAGUUUUUUACAAUCUAUACACAAGCCCACAUAUCAUGGAAGUUGGGAAGCGUUUAUAACUCUGAGUGCCGAAUGUGAACUAUUCUUUGCACCCAUAUUACUGGUAAGAAGAAUAGUUGUAUAUUUGUUUUGAUAAACUAAUAGAAUUUUUAAUUAAAUAUAUCAGAAGAAGAGUUCUCUUCUAUCAAGUUGUAUGGAUGAAACGGAUGUAUCAAAAGUGAAAUAUAUAUGUAAGGCUGUGACUGUAUUUCCGCGUCGUUGGUCAAGUAUUGAUUGGGAAUACAAAUUCACGAAAUUCAUAAGCAUAUGUUUCGCAAAAUAAUGUCUAGAUUUUCUUUAAGUGUUAUUUUAGGAUUUUAUAAAUGAAUUUCAAUACGUCUAUUCCUAUCUACAUCUUACGUUUAAGGCAUUUGACGUUUUAAUAUCUGUUGGAUUAUUGAGGCUUCAAACAAUUAGCAGUAUUGUAAUGGAUGCUACGCACAAGAAUGUUCGUAAGCUGUAUGUCGUGACAGUCGUCACAAAGAGUGAAUUGUUAUGGUAAAACGAAAGCACACAGUAGACUGAACAUUUGAUGACCACAUGAGAAGACAAGUUGAAUGGUAGAACACACUGGGUUAUGCAAACACAUGAUCGGAGACUGGGUAUACGUAUGAUGUAAAGCCUUUGCAAUUUCGCUUAACAAACAGUUCAUUCGUUAGCUCACUGUCUUCUUCUGCACUACGAUUAAAUGUUAAAUAAUCAACUCAGUUAGUCAAAAUGUACAUACAUAGAUCUGUGCGGCAUGCUGUUCUGUGGAGAUCAGUUCAAUUCGGAAACUCUAACAACUGGUGGUUGUGUGUUGAAAUUGAAAUCUGAGGAAGAUACUCCAACUAAACUGAAUUUACCGUGGAGUAUUCUUUACUUGUUAAUGGUCUUGCAGAUGGUCUAUGUUUGUAUCGAAAUGCAUAUUAAAUAAUUUUUUCAUCAUUAGGUGUUAGUAUCAUACUCAAUACAUUUCACGUUUCUUGUAGAACUCAAAAUAUAUGUGUCUCACUAGUCUGUCAGUCAGUCAGUCAGCUACAACGUAGGACCAGGCACAUAUGUGCAUCGGUCCAGGUUGCCAUACCGCAUCAGCACAACAAGAUGAACACCGGAUUCACAGCAGUGGUUAGGUCAAAGGUGGUAAUAUAUAAGAGAAAGAUUGCCUAUAGAGAUAUAGUACAAGAAGAAAGAAUUGGUUCGUAGAAAGAAAGAUAUGAAGUGAUUUUAAUCUCUUAGUUUAAAGGAAGACAGGGAGUGUAUACACCGACGCCAUUGUGAUCGAUUCUGAGCCAUGUCACCAAGAGUCUCCAACCAUUGGUUACGAAAGUCAAGCGGACCCCAACCACUAGUUUGUAAUGCAGAUUGAAACCCAUCAAACGAUCUACAAUGCAGACAGUAAUUUGAGUGAAUAAUUACUUACAGACAGUUGAAAGAAAACUCUGUAUUUAUUUUAUGACAGUUUGAACUUAUCACCAAGGCAUAUUGUUAUUCUUGAAUGAACAGUCAUCCACUGGUGAAAACAGCAACAUAUUUACUUCCGAAGUUAUUUCUUAUCAAUGCAAUUCAUGUUACUCAUAACAUUAAUGUCACCAUGAGAAUGAUGAUAAAUGAAUGCUAUCUCGAGCGUGAUUAGUCAUCAUAUGAUUUAGAUCUUUUGAAUUAUAAGAACACGGAUGAAAUGGUAGAUGUGAUUUAGGUGCUUUUUGAGUCGUUCUGAUUACCAAAGUUCAUGUAAGAGUUCACAUCUACUUUUACAUUCUUUAAAUAGAAAUUCACACACACACGCACAGUUUGUCAGCAGUAAUUAGAGAAUGGUGUGUUUCUUGUCAGUAUAAUUAAACAAUUCCAUAUCACACCAUAAAUCUUAAUAAAGUAGUCAUAAAUGUUUGAGUGAUCCAACAACCUUCCAAUUUAUUGACCACCAAUCAAGUCAGCUAGCAAUAAGGUGUUUCACUUGAGAUAAUUUUGGUCCAAAUUUCAAAUUUUCAAUUUUCACUGGAUAGAACAGAUCAAUUCUGUGGUAACAGUUUAUAGGUCAUCCCUAAUAUCGAAUGUUUUCGUAUGAUUUACCAAACACUUAUCGAUAUGAUCAUCCUAUUUAGGUUAUCACUUGAUUAGAUUCUACUCGAAUUACAGAUUUAUGAACGAUAUGCCAUUGAAACAGUGUCGACUCAUUUGUCGAGCGAUGACAAAAUCUUAUUUACUUCAUGGAUAACAUGAAUGCAUUGUGUUGAGUAGUGAACAAUGUGAUCGUGUUUUCCGUAAACCGACAUUUCAUCCAUCUGAUCUAUAAAUCACUGGUGGUAAGAGUUGAAUUUUAGUGAAUACUCAGAUUAGUUAGAAAGUAAGAAAAUGGAACUAGAAUGUUAUUUGUAGAGAACAGAUAUUUUUCUGUGCACUUCCAUUUACCCAGAGGUGAUUAGUUUGAUACCUUCACUUUAUAAUAUGAAAUUGUGUGUAGUAAUACAUGGUUUGUGCGGUUUAUUAGAUUUUCGUUGUUCCCAAUCCAUAGACCAUUCAAGGAUUUAUCAAUAAUUACAGUCAUUCUAAUCUUUUGAUAGAAUUUGUAAUCGUUUGUAGGAAAUUAUGAAUGCCAUUAAAGCUCAAGAUCCAUUGAAUGAGGAUGCUAUCACAGAAUGCUUAGAAAAUAUAGUUAAAGCGUUUGUACAAUUUAGAAAUGCAUUAAAGAAUUUCUAUGGUAAGUUGAAUACUUUGAACUGUUUCAAAAUUUGGUUGGAUGGUUUAUGGAUAAAAUGAGUGAGUAAGAUUAUAAUAUAUGGACAAUAUUUGAGAGAUGUCAAAGAGACCUUGAGAAUGUCCGCUUACUAACAAGAGUUGAAUGAGGAUGAUAAAAUAGUGUGAGGAAUUAUGAAUAUGAUUUACAGUUUGAUGUUAGGGUUGUGAAUCAGAUUUAGAUAUUUCAUCACAAGCUGGCAGCAACUAUAAUGAGAACUUUGUUCGAAUCAUACUUUGUUAGGUAUCUUUUGUGUUGUUUCGUGUCCAUUUCUGACAACCUUAAACAAACUUCCUAUUCAUGUGAUCGACCGACUACACGAGUGUGGAGGAAGCUUUUAUUAGCUGAGUGAAUUGGAAAUGUGUGAACACUCAUUGAUCAGUGGUAUAUAUCUCAUUGAUUAGAAAUACAAAUCAUUUCUUGACCAAUCAUGUGCAUUUAUCUUUUACCCUGUAUCCAAAUUAAUCAACAUAUCAGUAUCACCAUUAAUUCAGUUUAGUUUUUCAUUGUACCAAUCAAUCAAUCAAUUCAACAUGUUAUUUAUUACAUGAAACUACUUUUGUGCAACUGUUGACUUACAUUUCUUGAACUUGAACUUAAUAGGUAAAUUAAAUUCAGAAGAAUUCUAUGUCGAUUUAAGACCUAUUUUGUGUGGAUGGUCUCAUGGAAAACUUAAAGACAAGGGUCUAACUUACGAGACAAACUCACAACACAUAAACAAUAAUAAUAAUGAUAAGAAUGAGAAUAAGAUUGAGAAUACGAAAGCCAUAUCAAGUUGUCCAUUUUCUGGUCAACAAUAUACUAGCAACACGGAUCGACGGAAAUGUAUCGGAGCAAGUGCAGCACAGUCAAUAACGAUUCAGACGUGUGAUGCAUUUUUCCAGAUAAAACAUGAUCCUGAGGAUGAAAAAUUCUUCCGUAACAUGCAGACAUAUAUGAUAAAAGAACAUCGACAGUUUCUUCAAGAUCUAGCAAUGCAUAGUCGAAUCCGUUGUAUAGUUGCUGAAAGCAAAUCUUCUCGCAUGAGAACAGCCUAUAAUCAAUGUCUUCAAUCAUUGUGGAAUUUCCGAAAUGCUCACAUAUCAUUAGUUAAAAGAUUCAUCAUACAACCAUCACAAAGUGCAGAUGCUAGAAUAAAACAACUUGAUAUUAAAGGAACAGGUGGUCAAUGUUUGAAUGUCUUUCUUCAACGUGUACGAGAUGCAACACUUUCUGCAUCUUUGGAUUAAUUAACCUCAUUUGAAAUUAUAUCAGUUUAUACAAGAAUGUAAUUUUUUCUGUUUUAUGGACAUAUUAAUGAAAAUAUACUUG